Molecule: messenger RNA, 6289 nt
Organism: Salmo salar (Atlantic salmon)
Lineage: Eukaryota; Metazoa; Chordata; Actinopteri; Salmoniformes; Salmonidae
Source: RefSeq, a predicted model, not a curated record
CCAAUGGAUGUGGAGGACAGAAUAAAAGCGACAGAAAGAGCAGAACCACUUCAGUCAAGAAAAGAAAUGAAAGCUAUAGCUACCGGAGCAGCAUGCAGCUGUUGGGUUUGGAUGAGGGCCAGGAGGGGGAAGAGGGUACCUCAGACGCUGUCACAGCCAGGGGAGCCUACCUGUCACUCCUCUACCUUCGACACCUCAAGAUCAGGGAACUGCAGCGCAUCUCCCUAGGCAUUCUAAACUACCUGAGGUCCAUAGAGAGAACCCUGACUUUUGAAACAGCUGGGAUGCGUGUGGAGGGAGGAGGAGCAUGUGGAGGAGGAGGAGGAGGGGAAGCAGGAGGAGGAGGAGGAGGACGAGGGGAAGCAGGAGGAGGAGGAGGUUUGGUCAGCACCACUGAGGAGUCAAGCUGGAUGAAUGCGGCCAGAGGGUGCAGUGGGACAGUCGGAGGUCUGGGCUCUCACCUCUAUAUCCACAACACUCCUGUUGACUACAAGGUUCACUGUUCAGAGUUCAUGGAGUACCCAGAGGUGGAGAAUCUUCAUGAUUUCUACACCACUGAGGAGAGAUAUGUCCACACCCAGGACCAGCGAGGGCUCUACGUGGUGUACGACAUGGCUCUGAAGGACCUGGAGGAGCUGGAAGACACACUGACUCUUCUGGGCUCACAUUACAUCCAGAGGAGUAGUUGGAGAGUCAAGGGCCAGUCUGAGGGCAGCAGGGUCAAGGGUCAGUCUGAGAGGUCACAUAGCUCUGCAACGACAGACCUCCACUCUUCCUGGGCUCAGAUAGAUGUGGAUAGAGUUGCAGUUCUCCUAGACCUGUGGACAUGUGAAGCUGCUUUUUUAGAGAGCAAAGUGCAGCUGGUGAACUGCUAUAUUGAGGCCUACCAGCAUGUGACAGGACCAGAGGAGAGGUUCUCCUUGGCUCAGGUCAUCACAGACAUCAUGCACAGAAGGCCUCGGCUACACCUGGACAUGGGAGCAGAGUAUUUUGUUCAGGCCUACCGGGCAGAGAUGGUCUGUAUGCAGACACACCAGCAACUCAUCAGAGCCGUGCUGGUCAACCAAAUAGAUCGUCAGCGGCAAUACCUCCAUCGGGUGUGGAGAGGAGGUCAGGGACAGGGAGCUACUCCUCGUGACUAUGGUCUUCCUCCUAACUAUGUGGCCAAACAUCUGGUGUCCCUCGGUGGUGGCAGGCAAGUCCUAGUUCUACCCAUGAAUUGUAGACUGAUUACAGUAAAAUGUGUGCGCACACCCCUGCCUGUCUGUCCUCUUGCUACCAGUCCUGCCCUGAUGAAUGUGUUCCUUCUGGAGGUGCAUCACUCCCUAAGCCUGGCCUCUGAAGUGUACCAGGCCCUGACCCAGGCUCACACUGACCUCUGCCAGCUCCACCGUGCCAGGGGGGUAACUGAGAGAGUCACCCUGGAACAGAGACUCCUACAGCGGGCUCUGCAGCACUGGCACUCCCUGGAUCCUCCCGGGGCCUACUAUAGCUCUCAAACUCAAAAGGAUUUGUUUUCAGAUGUUUUCAUGGAGGACCCCUCCUUGGUCCGAGCGGUGGGGGUCUCUCUGAUCAGGUCGGCUGAGGAGCAGGACAUGAAGCAGGGGAAGGAGAAACAGUUCUUUGCUGUGGAAACCUUCUCCAAGCUGCUGGAGUUAGUCACCAUCCGCCAUCGCCUCAUGGAGUCAGCAGCAGAGACUGCACAUCUGGCACAGUUAUACAAAACACAAGCUCUGGAGCUGGGCUUUGAUGAGUUCCACCUGUAUGUGCGUCCGGAGCAGUUUGAGUUUGCUGUCCAGAGAGACAAGGCAGAGCAUAGACCUCUGUUUGUUACGGCACUGCUGCAGGACGACAGCUGGAUGGACAGGUACACUCCAUCUAAGUUUCCACUGAGCAUCCAGGAGCUUGAUGAGAACCAGAUUGGAAAAUUCAGCUUCUAUUCUGAAGAGGCAGUAGUGCAUCUCAUGAAUAGGUCAGCCAUAGAGAACCUGCAGGUGACCCUGGCCUGUCAGGUGACUCAGAAGAACGCUCUGAUUGGUGCAGUGAAGCAGGCGUGUCUAUGUUAUUGGUCAGAGACUUUCACAGGCUCUCCAGAGGAGGUUCUUUGUUCUAGUGGCGAUGCAAGCUCCUUAGCUAAGCAGGCUCCCAAAGUUCGCAAAGAUACAAGUGAACCAAAGAUAACUGGUGCAGGAACCAGGGAGAGGCUGACUGAGGCGUUUGUCUCCAUCCAGCUGGAGAAAGUGGGUCCACGAGAUGAGAUGUUGAACUCUUUCAUAAAGAGGAGACAGAUCAUGGGUGUUGUGAUGAUGAACCCUGAUGAAGUAGCAAAAAUCAAGAGGAGGCUGAUUAUUGAGUUCUGUCGAAAAUUCAGUUUGCGUAUGUCCCAGUGUUGUGUGAGAGGGCAGAUUAUAGGCCUGUACCACAGCCUGACCACCUUAUUGGACGAGCUGCCAGACAUCCGCCAGUCCCACUUCCUGAUUGGCCAGGACCAUGAGUUGAAAAGCGAUAUGGACUCAGGACUAUGUGUUCGCCUUGACCCCAGGAAGUUCCAGCGGCGUCCCAGGCGCCUGCUGUCAGCUGACGGCAGAAUGUUCCUCAACCUGUGGUUCCUCCCCCACUACACUGAGGUUCUCCUCAUGUUCAGAACCCUGGAGGACUCGGCAUGUAGCCGGGCUCUUCACCAUAGUCUGGAGAUAGUGUCUGCCCUGCAUGACAUCAUCUAUUACCUGGUCAGUUUCGCCCGACUGGGGAACCCAGGAGUCUUCAGCUCCAAGAGAGGAGGAGGAGCAGGAGUGGGAGAGCUUACAGCCGACUGGGGCGGCACUGAAGGCAUCGGUGCGGAGCUGUGGGAGAUCCAGAAACAGAUUGACUCGCUUUGUGACCCUGGUAGCCCUGAGGCUGUGGGUCGCCUGCUGCAACUACGGAGACACGUGAUCUUCUUGCAGUACGACACCGCUGUGAGGCACCUCAUCAGAGAGGCGUUUCUCUCCUCUGGUAACAUCGUAGCCUAUCAGAGCGUGAGUGACAACAUGGGACACGCCCUCCCUGCGCUGAGUGACAGCGUCAGAACCAAUCACAGUUCUCUACUGUCUUUACCAGAGCCAAUGGAGCCUCACAGCCCCCGGGCUCAAAGGAUGUACCCAUGGAGAAGUUUUCUGGUGUGUCAUGGAUUGCACUCUGUAGACAUUUGGGGCAUCCCACCCAUUGAGUACUGCAUGCAGCUGUGUCUGAGUGGGCUGGGUGACCGCAGCAGGAUGGAGGCCAAUGGAGCGAUCCUGGGAGUGUCUCUACUAAUGGAGGAUGUCCUGAACAGCGGAGGGAGGGGGGCAGCGCCGCUACGUCUCCAUGACAACAAGGCGGAGGACUCACGUGGAAAGCCCGAGGAAGAAGAUGGUAGCAGUAUGGAUGACAGUGUUGAUGAAGAAGAGAAGGGGAUCUCCUCUGGUCCCCUCCAGGACCCUCUCCAGGUGCUGUCUGUGUUGAAGGGGUUCCUGCUCCUAACCAAACAGCUGGAGGUGUUUAAGGAGAGCUGGGGAAGGAGACAGCUAGGGGUGGAACAGAUCAAUACCAUGAAGAUCAACAGGCACUUCUCAAGACUCUACAGAGCAGACAUCCAGUACCCAAGUAUGAGAGCCCUGGCUCAAAAGAUGGGUAAAGAGAAGGACUUUGAGGCUCUGCUAUCUGACAGCCAGCCUCUACUGCCUCCUGCAGGAGCCUCUGAGGUUCACAUCAAGACAUUCCAAUUGCUCAGGCUGCUGGAGAGUACAGAGUGUGAUAUGAUCCGAGCGGUACAGAGGAGGAUCACAAGAGAGCUGACCCUGGUGAUUUCAGAGCGGGCACGCCAAGACACAGGCCUCCCCACAGAGUUGUGGAAGCAAGGCCCCAUGAAGCACAGUCUGUCCCCAGAGAGACCUCAGUUAGUGGAGUGCUUCACCCAGCAGCUAAUGGAGUGUGCUGAGCAGACGGAGGAGGGACAGCUGACCUUCCCCACGGCCCACCUCCAGCGGUGUCUGUCCACUCUGGGCCGUUCUGUGAUGGAGAGAGAACGCAGCAGCUUCCUCCUCUACUCCCAGUUCUAUGAACAGAUCUUACAACAGGAGAACCAGCUGCUCUACCGCAGAGAACAGGAUGUGAAGAACCUUGAGGCGUCCCAGUCCCAGACCAUCAACCCUUACAGCGAGGUCAGUGGGCUCUGUCGUGGGAUGAUGUUGCAGACCACAGCCCUGCGUACCCGGGUCACCCAACUGGAGGAGGAACAGAGAGGCCUGGAGCAGCAGAUUAGCUUAAAAUACAGACAGUGCUAUGACUCCCUGGUCCGACAACUUUUCUCCACCUGCAUUCAACUGAAGGCCAGGCUUGAUGAGUACCAUGUGCGAAUGGACCAGGAAGUUACUCAGCUGGUGAGCAAAGUGAGGAGAGAGGGAGUGGAUAACAUCAUCAAGCUGAAGACGUUUGGCUCCACUAAAGGCAAUGAAGCUCUUCUUACGACACAGUCGGAGAAGCAGGAGCUCCAUGACCUGAGCAUGGAGAACAGUCUGCUGACUGGCCUGCUGUCUAAGGUGAAGGCACUGGGCCACUGGAGACAGGUGGUUGGACAGGGCAAGUUGCACCGUAGGUUGCUCCACAGCCAGCAGAGGGAGAUGUCCUGUCAGAGGGAGGCACUGAGAAUGAAGAUGAUGUCAGAGGAUGAAGUGAUCGUACUGAAGCAGGAACUGGAAGUCACUCAGAGGGCCAUGACACAGUGUCAGACGGAGUACAACCGCACCAAGAGACUGCUCACCAAACAGAGCGCAGAGCUCCAUGAGGUGAGGCAUCACUCUGCUCAGGAGGUCCAGAGCAGACAGGAGCUGGACAGCUACCACCUGCAGAGUCUGGAGCAGCUGAGAGAGGGCGUGGGGGACAGAGACAGACAGCUCCAAGACCUCAGGACUCAGCUGGACAGGAGCAGCAGAGACAAACAGCUACUGAGACAACGCAAUGCCAAAGACAUCAGACAGGUGAAGGGCCAGCUUCAUCAGGAACGCAGCCUCAAACAGGAGGCCUUCCAGCGGGUGGACAAGCUGCAGAGCCAGAUGGAGGACGUUGAGACUGCUCUCUCCAGGUGUACCUCCACAGCAGGGCGACGCAAGACAUCCUGUUACACUUUCCCUCACAACAGAUCCAGCAUCAGAAAUCCAGAACACGCUGGCGCACAGCAGGACGAUAGCAAGAGGGAUUCUACCACCCAGCUGGAGAGACCUAAAACAGAUCCGUCUCGCCUGCGUAUCCUCACCACUGAGGCCCUGCUACCAAACCUCACUGAUGGAGGACCAACCUCCUCCAGUCUCCUCACACACCUUCAGCAGCUGAGACUCAACCAUCUGUAAAAAUGAUGCUGUUCUUGUAGAAAAAUGUCAACCCAUGUUGUAGCAAGUAAUGAAAACAAACGUUUAUUGAUGAAAAUGAUCUAGAUGAUACACAGUAUGUGAAGGACCUUUAUACACCUGGGCCGCUAAAACAAGAAACAAAAACAUUGUAAAACAGUGAUAAGACACCUUGUUUAAAGCUAUAACUUGGUGUGAUCUCAUUGUUGCAGAUGCUACCAUACAAAUGUAGUAAGACAAACCAAAUAGAAAGAGUUGUGACAAAACUACAUAGGCCCAGUGUAUCCAGGCUCAAUACACACACAACCUUUAAAAAAGGUUAAUGUAGAGGAAACAACCUUACAUUUUAUGGAUAAAUCAGGUUUAAGAAUGACUUAAUUGCUUCACUAACAUGCAGGGGGGGGAAAAAAUCUGAGUUGAGCAGAAACAUGGUUAGCCUGGUCUCAGAUCUGUUUAUGCUGUUUUGCCAACUCCUACAGUCAUUGGAAUUUAACCAUCUGACUUGGCUUAAAAGCACAAACUUAUCUGGGACCAGGCUAUAAUGUGGGGAUGAUCAAUAGGUUAAAUCAUAGCAUCCUCUGAACAGUCUAAUAUUUGUGGCAUGUUCAUCACAUUAGAAACUACACCAGAUAGAAGGAUAUUAAAAAAAGGGUUGCAUGGAAGAAUACAAAAAAAUAAAAAUAAAAAAAGAGUUGAGUUCUGACAAUACAAAUAAAAUAUCACAAAACACACUCAGGUUUGAUGCAUAUUUCGGAAGUUAACUAACACACAAAAAAGUUUCAAACUAUUCAUCCGGGGUGCUAAUCAUGUUUUCAACCAUGCAAAAUUUGCACCGGUCUGUCCCCCCCAAAAUGGAAUACAACUGUAGAACAAACUGUACAGGGAUUCAGAGAAGAACCUAAGGUCAAAUAAAGAAAUGUCUUGUC